This is a messenger RNA of Blepharisma stoltei, 1944 nucleotides long. The record is from the annotation of a GenBank genome assembly. NCBI's taxonomy places the organism in Eukaryota, Ciliophora, Heterotrichea, Heterotrichida, Blepharismidae.
AUGAAUAAAUAUUCAGAUCUAUAUCAAAGACCUUUAACCUCUUUCAGUUCAAGUAACUUCUUCAGUUCAACAAAAUCACCCCUCACUAGUAGGGCUGCGCCAGUCGAAUUCCAAAACUUCAAUGAAGCAUUGUCAAGUGACAAAUUACUUGCAAACCAAUUAUUUUCAAAAUCAUGAGAAGCUCUUUACUCUCCGCGAUCAUCAGCCUAUCAAGACACCCAGAGAAGUGGUAAAUCUAUUGAUGACUCCCAGUAUCAAAUUUCUGUAAAAUUUCCAGAUCGACCUAAAACUUCUUCAAUUAGUGGUCUUACCUUCCAAGAAAAUGAACGAGUUAUGAGCAGUUCCAGAACUUUGCUUACUUCAAGAGAUAAUGUUUCAUUUCCAUCAGUUUUCAGCUCAACUCAAAAACUGCCAGGCGAAAAAGAUUUUAAUCGGAUUUUAAACAAAAUCGAAAUGAUUGUUUCAAACAAAUAUCUUGGCAAUAGAGGUGCAACUCUUAGAGAAGGCGAACCAAUAGAAAUUAUGGCCGAACAAUCUUCAAUUAGCUUCUUAAAAGUUUACACUAAAGGGAAAAGAUGCCCAAUGAGGGUUCAUAUAAAAAAGUAUAGAGGGAAGCUAAUAGUUUAUACGUCGAGACACAACCCUGAGCCUACUGAAAGUUUGCAUGACGAAAGUUUUAAAGUUGACUCAUUUGAAAUUUCAGACCCAGGUCUAAAAUUCAAAAACGAAUACAUGCAUUUUGGAAUCCAAACCCUUGAAGAUUCCACAUUUUCUAUAGCAGUUAAUUUCGGAAGACUGAAAAUCUCUCUGAAUAAAAAGAGAAAAACGGAAAGACAAGACACAGCAGUCGAAUUAGAAAGCCUCAGAAAAAAUGAAAUGCUUCAAUAUGAACUUAACAAAAAAGUUGACAAUGCAAUCGCAAAGAGAAAAUUUGAACAAUUACAAAAAUUAAGCGAAAAGGAUUUUCUGAAAAUGAAUAUGAAUAUUCUCCCACCGAAUUCUCCACGUGUUGCACGAGAAAAAGCAAUUUUUCAGAAGAAAAUUGAAGAGAGAAGAAAAAUAGCAAAAGUGCGAAAUAAAUUAUCAAUUCAAGAAAAACAGCAAAGAGCUGUUAAUGUUGUAAAUAAAAAACUGCUAAGAGCAGAAGAAGAGAGGCAGGAAAGAAUAAAACGAGAAGAAUUUAUUUUAUUGCAAAAGGAGCAACAAGAGUGGUUUAUUGUAAUUAAUCUUGCGCUUUCAAUGGUUUCUAUUAGGGAAAGAUGGCUUUCAAAACGGAAAGAGAAAUUAGAUAAUUUUAAAAAAAGCAUGGCGGCUAGAAAAAUUCAAAGUUUUUUCCGAAAACGUAACAAAAAUAAUACAAUCUCAGACCUUUGUAUAAAUCGAGCUAAAGACGCUCUUAUUUUCUAUAUUAACCAUAUAAAACCAAUACAAAUGAGUAAAUUUAGACAUCAAAUAUCAAAAUGUAUCUAUGAGAGUGCAAGAAAUCAUACUUUGCCUCAUCAUUUUUCAGCAUUUACACAGGGCAUUUUUAAUGUUCAAAAAGUAUGACGUGAGUAUAAUACGAAAAAUAAAGAACGAUGGGAAGAAUUGACAUCACUUUGGAAUCAAACACUUGAAAAGAAAAUUCUUGAUUUAAACAAAACAAAACCAGCAAAAGGGAAAAAAAGAAGAGACGAAUCUUCAAAAUAUCUAAAAAUUUCUGCCAUAGCAAGAAAUCAUGUGCUAACUGAAUAUUUUAGAGAUUGCAAGAGAAGCUUUAGAGAAAAAAUCAGAAAGUUUAUAGAGCUUAGAAAAAUGCAUAAAGUAAUUAGGCAGUGAUCAUCAAAAUAUUUGAGAAAUGAUGACCUUGGACUAGAUCAAGAAAAUCUAAUCUUCACAUUCAUGCCAGAUGAAUCAAACAUGCUUCUGCUUAUUGAAAAAGCUAUUGAAAUUGCUAUUAAUUAA